This is a messenger RNA of Symbiodinium sp. CCMP2592, 1751 nucleotides long. Lineage: Eukaryota; Dinophyceae; Suessiales; Symbiodiniaceae. The record is from the annotation of a GenBank genome assembly.
AUGUUCUGGCUUGAGGAAUGCCUGGAUACCUACGACACGCCGGAGAACUUCCGCUUCUUCCGUCGCCACUCGGGCCUGCUGGGACACGACAUCGCACACGUCGGUAAUCCGGAUGUGUGCACGGCAGCCGGUCACAGCUUCUUCUGGGGCAUGCUCGUCUUCCGUUUGGAACAAGCGCCAGGCUAUCCUCCCCGAGAUGUGGGGCUGGAGUUCAGCCUCUGCGUGCCCAAGAGCUGCUCCUUUUCAGUUGUGGAAACCAUCUUCGUGCCAUACACACUGGGGCGCUACCUCGGCCUCAACUGGGGCCCCGAGACCCCGGAAGUCAUGUCGAGGUGGAAUGUGGACAAAGCGAAUACGAUCCCUGUGGAGGACAUGGUGAACCACUUUGUCCACAAAAUUGUGGCGAAGCAUCCGAAGGGCCCUGGCGGAUGGUAUCAGCAGGAGUGGCCCUAUCGCCAAAAGCUGUGGCAGUACCAACCGAGCUGGUGGCCAGGGCCCGAGAGCUGUGCGGUGCUCGCUGCACUGGCGGGGCCUCCGCUGGUCGCUGGCAUUUGCCUGCAGCUGGCAAGAUGUUUCGGCAUGGGUGCUCAUCACGACAAGGCCGUGCCCAAUGGUAGCAGAAGUUCCUGGCUGUACGGCCUACAAACCUUCGCCCCCCAGCGGCACCUCCACGACCUUUGGGUCGCCAGGAGCGGAGCUGAGGAGUUGCCCCAGCUCCACGUGCUUCGACUGAUUCUGCAACUCCUGGUCUGCUUUCAGCAUACUAUCUUGCUGGUCGACUGGCUGGGCGGCAGCGGCUAUGCUGGGAUCGAGAGCUUCCAGCCGACCACCAGCCAAGUGUCGAAGGUGCUUGGGCGGGUGAACCACACGUUCGCCUGCCUCUCCGUCGUGUUGAGCAUCCGGUCCAUGGGGAGCACCUUGCGUGCAGUUCGCGCGGCUGGUGGAGGGCUUGCAAGGUCCGCCCUUGCUGCCACGACCUGGACAAUGAGAAGAUGGCUCAGGCAAGCGUGCCACCUUGCUUUUUGGAUGUUCUUCUAUGUUCACCUCGCGAGAGAGAUUCCCUGGAAGCCUUUCCCGAACUUUACUUUGAUUUGGUACCAGGACCGGUUAGAUGUGUGUCGAGACUCUGAGCCAUUGCCGAGCGCGCGGCUACCCAAAGAGGUAGCUGCAUAUCUGCCCAUGUGGCUGCUGAGCCUGCUCUUUGUGUACGAGCCUGUGAACCAGUUGCUGAAUCUUUACCGUCCGGCGGUGACAGCUUGCCACAACAUGCAGAUCUUUGAGUCUCUCUUCGCGGUCAGCGUAGUCGGCGCAGGCAUCGGCUUCAUAAGGCACUUCAGUGGCAACGCCGGUGCCGUUUGCAUUGGCAUGUUGGUCACGGCCUUCUGCUUGUGGUUGGAGCCAGAGCUUCUUUGUGAGGGAUUUCGGAAUGGGCGUCGCUUCGUGGGCUGCACGCCCUGCGAGAUGCUUCCGGGUGCCUUCCUGUGUGCGUGGCUGUUGGAGGCGCGCUGCCUCCCGGCCCGCGGCCUGCAGUGGGGUCUGGCCGUGAUUGGAGCCGCGUUGCUGGUGGACUGGCUGAAGUUACCCAGGACCGAGGUUCUCCAGGAUGCUCAGCCCACGGAAGUUGCUAACAUGGUCUACUCGCCGCAGAAGAUCGUCGGAUUCUUCCUCGGAAGUGGCCUUCAUGCGCUCGGCAUGGCGCUGUUGCUGACGGAGUGGGAGCACUCCAAGAAGAAGGCAGUCGCACCAAGCGG